Molecule: messenger RNA, 3930 nt
Organism: Balearica regulorum gibbericeps (East African grey crowned-crane)
Lineage: Eukaryota; Metazoa; Chordata; Aves; Gruiformes; Gruidae
Source: RefSeq, a predicted model, not a curated record
GCUUGGAAGGAGGAGCAGGACCGAUUACUAGAGGAAGAACAACUUAAGGAAGAAAAAAAAAGAAAAAAAGAAAAUUCAGGAGGUAAAAAGAAAGGACAGGAGAUAAUAAUACAAGAAGAAAGUAAAGGUAUCAACAAGAAAUCUUCCAAAGAGAAGUUUAAAGAUGAGCCAGCACAAGCCCCUGAACUUAAGGAGGAUCCCAGCAUCCCAGAACCACAUCCUGAGAAGGUUUAUAAGUUUCUUGGCUACAAUACAGGGGAGGAUGUCAUUCAAGUAUCAGGGACCAAUAAAUAUCUUUUCCCAUCUGAUGGAGGACAGAUUCAAGUAGAGAAGAUAGAGUUUGUAAAAGGUCUAACUUUGGUAAAGGUGAAAGUGAUAAAAGACAACCACAAUUUCUUCAUUCAUAUCACAGACCCCAAGAAAAACUUAAAAGAAAUCGAAGUGCAAGAAAUUAAUGAAGAACAGAAAAUUAGAUCAGGAAAAUUGAAAAAUCAAAAGAAAGCUGUGAGCAAGUUUGGAUCUUUUUCAGCCACCUUGGAAAAUGGAAUACAGCUGUCCCUGAGCUAUUACGGACCUACAGGGAAGACAGCAGAUGAUGAAACAGAUCCUGUCUUAGCAAGAAUUCUGAACAUCCCUUCUGUUCAUACUCCGACCGUAAUUUCUCCGGUUACAUCAGCUUCAGAGAAAAAAGAUAAGUCCGUCAAACAAAAAUCAGGAAAAUCUCUGCCAUCUAAAAAAGGAAGCCAUAGCAAAAUAGGCCCUCCACCACCUGAUGACCUGGUAAAGCAAGAAGGAAAGGUGGAAAUGGAAGAAUCAGCUUCCCAAACGCAAGUGAUGUCAAAUCCUCUUGCUUUCCCAAGUUUGAACGUCUCGUGUCCAAAUGGACUAGUAUUAACUUUCCUUGCUGAAACUUUUGGAGAUUUGAAAGGUGAAGCCACUACAGCUGAAGCUGAGAAAGAGGUGGUAAAGAAAAGUGAGGCUGAAGGAGAUGAAGCAAAGGAGGAGGAGGUUAUGGAAAGUAGAGGAAAGGAACAUGAGGUUACAGAAGGAGAAAUAAAUCAUGAAGACACCAAAAGAGAACAGACCAAGCAGCCGACUCUGGAAAUUCUGGUUAGGCAAAGUUAUUCUCAAAAGGUAAAGAAUGCUCAUCUAUAUACAUCUGUGGCAAGGCAAGCAGAACAAGAAGUGUCAAGAGUCAUCACCAGUCAAGGAACUGUCAUAAAGUACAUGAUGGACGGAUCUACGCAGAUUCUGUUUGCUGAUGGCACAGUGAGUUGGAGUCCUGAUUCUGGCCCUAUCGUACCACCACCUACAAUUCCAGAUAUCAUGCAACCAUUACCAGAAUUGGUGGAGCCUUUACCUGAGACCAGCACUAAGAAAGGAAAAGGCAAUGACAGAAACAGUAUAUCAAACCCAACCAAGGAUGAGUUGUUUGAAAAUAUUGUUCAGGGUCUGGUUAAUUCUGAGCAACCUAAGGAGAACCAGGCAGGAACCUGGAUAACAACAACUCCAUCAGGCAUUCGAGUGGGCACUGAGGGAGCAAAGAGAAUGGAUCUGAAGCCAAUCUUAUUCUUUCAGGCAACUGACCCAGCUGAUGGAACGGUUAUGACUGUACGAGAUGAUGAAGUGAUAAUUGUUGAGAAGCUGGAUGGUAGCAGAGUAGUAGAUCAUGCUGAUGGUACUAGGAUCACAACUUUUUAUCAAAACAGUGAAGAACUUUUUGUACCCAAGGAUAGCAAGGAAACAGAUGAACCCUCAGAAAUCACCACAAAGAAGGUGAAAUGUAUGCAAGUGGAGAAUCCUGAGUUUGCUACUGUUAUAACAAAUUGUGAGGAUGGUACCUGUUGUACCAUCUUUGGAGAUGGGACAUCUAUUAUAGCAAAGCCACAGGGAACAUAUCAGGUUUUACCCAUCAAGACAGGCUCUCUUUUCAUCGAUGAAGAUUGCUCAGCAGUUUAUACCCAUGAAGUUUACAACUUCAUCAGCAACAAAGAAGAGAAACAAGCAGGGAGAUACAUUAUGAAACACACUUCCAGCACUAUUUGUGAGAUGAUGGAUACUGAAGGAAAUCUUUUCAAGGUCAUGGCUGAUGGCAGCACAUUUGUGAGUAUUCCUAGCAUUGGUUCUGAUGACAAGGAGGACAGAAGUUCAGCAGCAGUACUCCCAGAAGUUAACAAACCUAUCACUUAUGAUGAGCAUGUCCCCAGGUUCUUCAUCAUCUACGCGGAUGGUUCUGGAACCGAGCUCCUGCGGAGCAGGGAUGUACACAAGUAUCUUGCUGAGGCCUAUAGUGAUCCCGCUGUUGCCGUCUUGCAGGAUCCUCUACAAGAAUGUCCAGCUGUUCUAAGUAUUACUGUCCUCCGCCCAUUGGCUGAAACCUCCUCCUGGGUAAUGAAGAAAGAACCAGAGAGUAUUGUUCCUCCAGAUCUUCAGUCAAGGACCCAGGACACAUUUUCUUCUCUUGAGAGGAAGAUCACAGGUUCUUCAGUCAGAACACAUAGUUGGAGGGGUCUCUGCAUUGGAUCCAAAGAGCAGACGUGCUUGCCAGUACCUGUGCGAAAAUGUCCUAAUAAACUGCAAAUCCGUCAGCUAUUCCAGUAUGAGCCACUCAGUGAUGAACUAAGAGAAAAGCUGCAGCUUUCCCUCAAGGAAUAUAUAGACAACAUUUUAAAGCAGGAAAAUGAGCUGGAAGAGAUGAAUGUAAAAGAACCAAGAACAGAAGAGGAAAAGGAGAAUGCUGCAAGUCUCCUUGAACUGGUUACAUCCUUCCCUACCUGGGAGAAGUCAUCUGAAGAUCUCAGUGCUAGAGCUCACAUAACUGAGCUGUAUGAACAGGCAGUGGAUUCGCAUCGCCAGAGUCACACAGAGAAGACAAUCACUACCCAAAGAGAGGACCAACAUCAGAGGUUCAGCCCAGAAGGAGUAACACCAGUGUCCAAGUGGCAGAGCAGACUACAAGAGCACAGGAAAGAACUUGAUGAAGAAAAGAAGUCCUUAAUGGCAAUAAGAAACAAAAUAAUUCCUCCAUAUUUUGAAUCAGAAUUUGGCAAGGAGUUUUUCCUGAAAAAGUUUCCUGAUGUGGAAGCACUGUCUAUGGAACUUCCUCCAGUUCAAAAAAAAGAAAGUGGGAAUUUCCCUCUAGAGAUGAUAAAAAAAACCAGUAGAGCAUCUGAACAUCUCAAUGCUAUGAAUGAUUCCUCACCUUCACCUGACCUUCUGCUGCAGGCACAUUCAAAACAAAAUGAAGGUUCCAGCAGCACAACAGACCUAAACAAGGCUGCAAGAUCACAAGAGACACCCUUUCAAUGUAAAGUUCAGAGUCUGCUGGUGAAUGCUGCAGGACAGCCAAGAAAAGAGAAAGUGAAAUUACCAUCAUCACUUCAGGGCAGAAAACCAAACUCCAUACCAAAUAACAAGACAGAAGAUCCUGUCGCAGGAAAGAUCAACACAUCUUCUCUUGCAACAAGACAACAGCAUCUUAGUGGCUUCCAUCUCAUUCCACCCAGAGUGACACUUGGAGUGCUAAAGGAAGGCUGCACCUAUGCAGCUACCGUGAUCCUGAAGAAUGCUGGUGUGAACUUCUCAAGGUUUCGGGUGAAGCAACCACCUCUGCACACAGGACUGAGAGUGAUGUACGCACCAGGACCUGUGGCAGCAGGCUUGCAGGUUGAACUGGAGAUACAGAUUUUUGCCAUGGUAAUUGGAGGGGAAGGUACUGGUGGCCUUGAAGAAAUUUCCCAUGAUAUUGAAAUAUUAACAGAAACAGAGACUCUUCUCCUGCCUGUGAGAGCAACUGUGUUAACCAAUGACAUUUAUGAGCACCGUCCACAAGGAUACCCCCAGGGUGGGAUGGCAGCAACAGUCCGUGCAGUUCCUACAAGCCCUAAACCGCAGUUCCGGAUUACACUUCCCCGAAAGCUUUCUAGUUAA